Messenger RNA from Ochlerotatus camptorhynchus, 1475 nucleotides. Its product is annotated as TWiK family of potassium channels protein 7. Gene Ontology annotation, molecular function: outward rectifier potassium channel activity; potassium ion leak channel activity. Gene Ontology annotation, biological process: potassium ion transmembrane transport; stabilization of membrane potential. The transcript has 7 exons. Gene Ontology annotation, cellular component: plasma membrane. The record is from RefSeq and is a predicted model, not a curated record. NCBI's taxonomy places the organism in Eukaryota, Metazoa, Arthropoda, Insecta, Diptera, Culicidae. The annotation marks the transcript as partial.
CUUGUGAGGCUGGAUCGAACCAGCUCCGGGGAGGAGUGGCCAUCGCUCGGAAGAACAUCUACUGUCGGCUGCUGCCGAGCUUCCGGUUGAAGACCAUCGAAGCCAUAGGAGUGAAAAUAUUCAGGGAGCUAGAACUACCGGCGGAAGUGGCCCGAAUCAAAAGUCUACGAGAGUCAUUGGUAGAGCAACGUGAACAAUUUAUCUAUUCCAUCGUUAACAAUACUGACGUGAGAAAUCUAGAGACAUUGUUCUCAUUAGAAUUAGAGAAAUACGAAAAGGUUGUACAAGAUGCCGCCCAGGGAGGUAUUUCUAUAGAUGUGGGUAAUAACUUUCCCGUAGAAUCGGAAAAAUGGAGCAUUCUACAGGCCGUCUUCUUUGCCUCAACUGUACUUACAACGAUCGGUUAUGGAAACAUCGUACCAGUGACGCCAUGGGGACGCAUCUUCUGUAUACUAUUCGCACUAAUCGGCAUCCCACUGACGCUUUCCGUGAUCGCCGACUGGGGACGGCUAUUCGCAUCGGCAGUUUCCACCCUGGGAAAACACUGGACAUCCAUUUUACCUAUUGCAAGGUUUUGUCCUGACGCUGGAAUUAAGAUGUCCGACAAAAAAUGGCUGUACGCAGUUGGUGCUGUUUGUUUCCUAGGCGUUUAUCUUGCCGCUGGAACUGGCUUACUUCUUUUGUGGGAAGAAGAUUGGAACUUUUUCGAUGGGUAUUAUUUCUGCUUUAUCACCAUGACGACGAUUGGAUUUGGUGAUCUUGUUCCAAGCAAGCCAAACUACAUGCUAUUAUGUACCUUAUACAUUUUGGUUGGGUUGGCACUGACUUCCUCAAUCAUUGAGCUUGUUCGUCGACAGUAUGCACAAAGUUGGCAAAAAUUGCAAGCUUUAUCUGGUCCCCUUGCUGAAACACUGCGACGUCUGGGAGAGUCGGCAGGCACUGGAAUUGAUGUCACAGCACUGCACAAUGAUUUGAGACGUGUUCUAACAAUCGUUUCAAUGCCUCGACGGCACGGAAGUAAAAAGACCGAUCCUAGUGAAAUGGCUGCACUGGAAGCAAUUACCAAUGCGAUACUGCAAGAUAUCAAAGAGAAACAGGAAAGUAAAGAACCACCGAAAGUUGUCCAGAUCGUCAUCUAUGAAUCGUCAGUUUAGAUAGAUAUUUGAGUGGCAAGCACGUGGUUGAAAAUUAUUAUACACGCCGACGACACCUUGUAACACGGAUGAGAUGAGAGAGAUGCCGUCCAUUAACGAAACCAGUUUAGGCGCGACACUGUAGAAUGUUCCCAGAUCAUCAAUAAAAAGUAAGAAUAAUAAUCUAAACUCACGCAUAAAUUAAAAAAAAACGAAGGACAGUAAUUGAUGACCAUUCUGAUAGCGUAACCCGAGCAGGAAUCGAUAGCUUAUAGAUAACAAAUGAAUAUCUUAAUGUGGUAUGAUAACAGAUUUUGGUAUUCUUGUGGUAUAAAACCUUGU